Molecule: messenger RNA, 1443 nt
Organism: Venturia canescens
Lineage: Eukaryota; Metazoa; Arthropoda; Insecta; Hymenoptera; Ichneumonidae
Product: leukocyte receptor cluster member 1
Exons: 3
Coding region: 151-1068 (305 amino acids)
Source: RefSeq, a predicted model, not a curated record
UACAACUUCACAUCAAAAGAAAUGUCAUGAGACUGAAAUGUUAUUUACGUGUGAGUGCAACAAUUUGUUCGACAACUAAAAAUAAUAAUUGAUAACAACAACAAAAAAUAGUGUUGGUAACCAAAAAGUGCGGCGGAGAAUAAAAUAAAAAUGAAUAUUUUACCCAAAAAGAGAUGGCACGUACGAACCAAGGAAAAUAUAGCGCGUGUACGGAGAGAUGAAGCAAAAGCAGCAGAAGAAGAAAAAGCAAAAAAAGCCCGGAUCCAAAAAGCUGAAACUGAAGCAAGAAUCAAUUUUCUCCGAAACAAAGCGAGAAGCAAAUACGAUGGUCGUGCGAGCGAACCCGAGGAUGAAAAAAAGCCAAAGGUUCUCGAGCAUGUGAACUUUUUUGCUGAUCUUGAAGAAGGAAUCGUUGAUCAUAACAAACCGAACGUAGAGCAUGAAGCAGAGAAGAAAGAAGAACAGGAAAAGUACGAGAAGCAAAUUGGGUAUCUGACAUAUCUUGGACAAGACACUAAUGAGGCGACGGGUAAAACAAAUUGGUAUAAUGAAUUGCCAAAACGUUUGAAGGACGAAGAGCCCGCCCUUGAAGUUCAAACAGCAAAGAAAUCUUACGCAGAUCCUAUGAAAGAUAUACGAAGGUACUUGAAUCUCAUGGGUUCAUCAGCAUCAAAGUCCACUGAAUCAAAAUCCAAAAUUCUCAAAGUUGAAAAAGGUGUGAAACGGAAACGUGAUUCAUCGGAAGAAAAAUCUCGAUCUCCGAAAAGACACAAGAAGAGUAAAAAAAAAUCGAAAAAGCACAAAUCCUCAAAACGAAGAAAAAGUCCAGAAUCGAAUGUCCCUAAUGAAAAGAAACGACAUGACAUUGAAAAAUUACGAGCUGCACGGCUGUUGAGAGAACAGCAAGAAAGGUUGAGGACCAAAACUCUUCUUGCAAAAUUAAACGGCGAAACUUUACCAACUCCGGUGAAAGAGGAAUCACAUAAAUCACCAAUUAAACAAAAAUACAACUCGCAAUUCUGCCCAGAAAUUGCCAGACAGAACGUCGAACGAAAGGCGCGAACAUGAUUUUUAUUUGAAAAACAUUUUUAUUGCCUGUAAUCAAAUUUACUUACCGUUUAGGACGGAAACGGUGAUUGUGAAAAAUUUGGGUACAAAUGCGCUCGGAUGUGAGAUAAGAAAAAAAUCGCAACCCUCGUCACGCAGUAACGAAAAACGUUGAGGAGGAUGAAGAAGUAGUCAGAAUCGCGAAAACGGUGACAUUCCCAAGUUAGCCGGGUUUCGCAGGCCAAGUGUCUACGAGUAGGCAUUAAAAUUUUUCAAUCUAAAAGUUCAUAAAAUUAGAGCAAUUAGAGCAAAGAGUUUUCAUCAGUAUACGAAAAUUUUUUCCGGAACUUGGUUCUCAAUUAUUGUAAAUAAAAUGCAAAAAAGAUAUGAAGAAAA